Anarrhichthys ocellatus (wolf-eel) is the source of this 4208-nucleotide messenger RNA. It is a transcript of the gene psmc3ip, whose product is annotated as PSMC3 interacting protein. The record is from RefSeq and is a predicted model, not a curated record. Bases 754 to 1392 code for a protein of 212 amino acids. Gene Ontology annotation, molecular function: double-stranded DNA binding; recombinase activator activity. Gene Ontology annotation, biological process: meiotic joint molecule formation; homologous chromosome pairing at meiosis; meiotic strand invasion involved in reciprocal meiotic recombination. The transcript is spliced from 8 exons. Lineage: Eukaryota; Metazoa; Chordata; Actinopteri; Perciformes; Anarhichadidae. Gene Ontology annotation, cellular component: DNA recombinase auxiliary factor complex; condensed nuclear chromosome.
AAAUUGAAUUAAAAGUCAUAACAUGCUAUGCUGUAUAUAAUUCGUAACAUAGUACAUAGAGAAGUCAUAGUAUGUCAUAAAAAUCAUGAUGUAUGCCAUAAAGGAGUCAUAAAAACAUGUCAUUGUGUAGUAUGCCUUAUCUUUAACUUUUGCUCUGUCCUUAAAAUAAGUGAUACCCGGAAAAAAGAGCAGAGUGAUAGCUCUGUAAUUUUGCACAUCAAAACAUAUUAAAAACCAGUUGGAGAAGAAAAUACACAACUAUGCACAUUAUAUUAUCAAACGGACUACAGAUCAGCCAUACUGAGGAACUGACAUCUUCAUGGAGCAGCAAUGAGCAACUAUCUUUAAAUCUUUACAUACUAAAACUUUUUUCAAAGGAUAGAAGAAUAACGUUAUAUAGUGUGUAUUUAUACUAUACUUUGACUUUUACUGUCUUUUUUUGUGAUGUACUAUUCUGAUUUUUUUUUUUUUAAUGACGUUUGUAUGACUUUUAUUGCAUACUAUGCAAUGACAUAUUUUUGGUAUGACGUUUUUAGUAACUAUUUUAUUUUAAUAGUUGUCAUUUUAACAAGAGCACCGUAGAUGCAGAAGUACAUGUAUUUUUAUGCAAGUGCUGUCGACAUCACUUUCAGAGCAGAGGAGACAUUUCUCCUGGUGUGAUGACUCCUAACGCGUAAACGAUCUUUCCCGUGACGCACAUUUGGCGCGAAACUCGGUUUGGAAAGCUAACGUGACAUCGGAGAAAAGGUAGAAAUGAGCAAAAAGGAUAACGGCACCACGCUCAUCCUUGGGUAUCUGAAUGAGAAGAACAGACCCUACAGCGCUCAGGAUGUCUUCUGCAAUUUACAGAAGCAGCAUGGCUUUGGCAAAACGGCGGUGGUCAAAGCCAUGGAGCUGCUGGCUCUGGAGGGCAAGAUAAAGGAGAAAACAUAUGGCAAACAAAAGAUCUAUUUUGCUGAUCAGUCUCAGUUCACAAAUGUGAACGAGGCCGACCUGAAGGCGAUGGACGUUCAGAUCUCACAGCUCAGUGCAGAGGUGCAGUCUCUCACCCAGAGCUGCAGACAGCUGGAUGCAGAGCUGAAGGAGCUCAGCAGCUCCCUGACAACAGAGGAAAUGAUGUCAGAGAUCCGGGAGCUGAAAGCAGAGUGUUCCGGUUACAGAGCGCGUCUGGAGAAGAUAAAGUCGGCCACAAAUCACGUCACACCGGAGGAGAAAGAGAAGGUUUACAAAGACCGGGAUGUUUACGUGAAAGAGUGGAAAAAGAGGAAGAGAUUGGCUUCAGACAUGAUGGAUGCGAUCCUUGAAGGAUAUCCUAAGAGCAAGAAGCAGUUCCUGGACGAGGUGGGAGUUGAGACGGAUGAGGACUCUAAGGUGGUGGUUCCCAGUACUUGAGAGAACAAGGAAACGCUUAUUUAUGCACUUCAUCAAUGUAAUUACACAUCAGAGCGGUCGGAGCCACAGCACUCUUUAUUUAUGGCUUUUCUCUUGAACAGAUCGUACAUCUUUAAUAAAAGUUGAAUGGCAAAACCUCCACUGUAAUAAAGUACAUUUAAACAUAAACAGCUGAGACACACUAACACUACGUCACAAACCACACGCGACACUGGCGGAUGCUUGUCGCCUCUUCGGCAACUUUGGUUUAUUUUUUCCCUUUUUAAAAUGAAAAUGUCAACGAAUCAGUCGUUAUACCUUUGAGAGCUUCUUUGUUCAUCUGUUAAAGUCCAUAUUAAGGAUAUUAAUUUUACAGACAUGAGCUGUCAGCACUGUGAUUUGUCCUUUUCUGCUGCACUUUACUUCUUUUACUUACAAAUGAAGCCAGACAAUAAUUCUUUAUAUUUCUUUGGAUGGUGAUGCAUGGUUAUUAUAAAACUAUCAAAAGAUAAUACUUGAAGCAACAACACAGUAAAAAGUGAUCAUUUCCCUUUUAUUAAAGUGUCUUUGUUAUUUAACUUAUUCCGAUAAGCCAUCACGAUAAUUAGCUUGUUUAAAAAUCAAAGUUGAAUCUUUUGUAAAUCUCACUGGUAACCUGUGACUGGUGGAGGCUACAGUGAUAGCUCAGUUGGAGCCUGUUUCUACCAGCUGGUGUUGAACAUUCACACGAGGUUCAUACUGUUUAUAGUUUGUGAUGAACUAAUACUGAUCACAGUAAAUGGCAUCAUGGUGGCAUUAAAACCACUGACAUAUCAAGAGAUUACAUCAUUUAAUUUAGGAAAUGCUUACUGAAGAGUAAACUGCAAUCUGAUAACUCAUCAAAAGUAUAUACAAAUAGAGACAAUGAUCCCUAAAUCUGAAUGCCUCACACCUUUGUCCCAAUAAAGGUGGAAUAGUUUGUUUUUAAGCCUCAGUAAUACAUACUUGAUGUGCCAGAGUGAGGGUGUGUGUUCACCACCCGUCUUUUUAGUUCGGUUAAUAGACUUCAGAAGCAAUGCGACCAAUAAACUCAAUCUGUCAGAGGAUUUAUUUAAGGGCAACUUCAGAUUGUGACUACAGCUAGUUACUGCACUGUCACUAACAUUUAACACUUCUGAGCGCUUGUAUUUCUUAGCAGAACAAUAUCAAGAGAUAUUAACAGUCGGCUGAGGAUAACAUAUGCUCGUUUAUCUGCCCGUGUGCACACUUACGAUCAGAAAGUGAUGCUUCUUAAAAAGAUUCUCAAUCCAUCUCUGCCCACAGUGGGAGGUCGAGGUAAUCCAACGUGCAGCCAGCGAGUGUAAAUACUGAGAUGUGGCCGGACGCUGAUUGAAGUUUCUUAUUUUAACUUCACCCUGAGAGGCCAGAGUAAGACCAAAAGUCAAUUCAUGAGAGUUCAGUCCAGUCAGUCAAUAAAGCUGACCAUUGAGCUGCCGGAGCACCCCGACAACAAACUCCCUCAGCGUCUAGGAAGCAAGGGAAGGAGCACACAGACGGUUAUUAUCUCAACAUUAACUAAAGCCACACUGACCAGCUUCAUCUCAAAAACACUCAUCACCUGUGGCUUGCAGUGCUCCUCGAUCCAGCUGAAAACGCAGGCGGAGAGUUCCUGAAAGCUGCUCACGGAGACAGAGUUGCUGAAGGACUGGAACAGGGAGUCCAUGAUGCUCUGAAACACGUUGAACUUGACCUGGUCCGACACCUGGUCCUCUCCCUGAUGUGGGUUGUUCUGGUGGGCCUUCACUAUGUGCUCAUAGUUCCUGUUGAGAGAAGCUCAUACGUGUUGGGACUAUAGAAUAAAUAAUAGGAAAAACAAGCUUGGCAGAGAAAGUUUGCUAACUGCCAUCUCACGUUUUCAUGAUUUUCAGCGCCAUCACUUCUUUCCUCAGUAAAGAAACUUCCUCCUCUUGCUUCUUCUUUUCUUUGUGAAGGAAAUUGAUGUAGUCGAUCGCUGCAAACAAACACAGAAACGCAUCCGUCAGGGAUUUCUUCACUCCACACAGAUUUAAGUUUCCUUUUUUAAAAGAGGUGGUGGCCCCACAAACAGCAGAAAUGCUGCCACUUCUUCUUUCUCCCCGCAGUGCAGAUACAUCUAAUUGAUAUCUAUGUUUGUAUUCUCGUCUUUUUUUGCCUGCUUUGAAAAACUCUGACCUUUGCUUACUUGGACCUAUUUACCAUCCUGCCUUAACAUAUAUGAGAUGUCUAAAGAUGUAUUAACUUCUAUCCAAAUACAAACAUCACUCACAAACGCGACCGCUAAGUGUUCCUCCAUUAACUCCUCCUUCCUACGAGGGGACGUCUUACUUUUCUGUAGCACGGUGGCCUUGCUGAUCUUCUGUGCUCCCACUGCAAACUCAGACUGCUGCUGGCAGGUUGGGACGAUGGUCUGGAGGUCUUCGUAGCCUUUCUACAGUAAAAACAAAACAAUAACUCUGAAACCUUUGAAUGUGUGUGCUGUGUAUCUGCAGUAAGUCACAGAGACCGAUCUGCGGUCUACUGGAGCUUUACCUUGAUAGCAUCUCGACGCUUCUGCUCAGCUUGUGUGUGCGCUUGUCUCCGUCGAUCUUUAUACGAGUCCUUAUACGACGUCUCGUGUCUGUAGUCGCUGUCUUCAUCAUCUAUUCCACAAUAUAUUAACUCAGAUUAAGAAACACGUCUUAUCUAUACACAGGCUGUGCUUUAUGCUCUCUCUUCUCUCCGGCAGCAAAAUGACACAUACUCACUGAUAUUUAACUUUUAAUAAAAAUCUAAAAAGAUAUCCCCUCAAGUGUUGUCAGGUGGCCAACAGGUAGUAAACA